Molecule: messenger RNA, 4964 nt
Organism: Mobula hypostoma (lesser devil ray)
Lineage: Eukaryota; Metazoa; Chordata; Chondrichthyes; Myliobatiformes; Myliobatidae
Product: RING finger protein 145-like
Exons: 10
Coding region: 637-2940 (767 amino acids)
Cellular component (GO): endomembrane system; endoplasmic reticulum
Source: RefSeq, a predicted model, not a curated record
AGUGAGGAAGGGAAACGAGAGGGAGAGAGGUGAGGGUAGGAUAGAAAGGGGAGGGAGAGUGAGAUAGAGUACUGGAGAGAGAGAAUUGACUCAGUUUUGCUGGGUCAGAGGAGAGGGAGAGGAUAGGCUCGAUUUAAGUCUUUAAAGAGAAGGUUUUAGAGUGCAUGACUGUGGAUUGAACAGUGACUGGGAACUAGACAGGGCAAGAGUGAGUGCCCUGUGUCUUAUAUUGGAUAGCUGGGCCUUGGGAGUGAGAUGUGUUGGGUAUUUACUGGAUGUAUGUUGGGGGGUGGUGUGUAUAAGGCUUAAGCAGUGAGGUAUUUGUUUGCCAGUGUGGGUUAUUUACUGUUCAGUCAUAUAUGUGGCCCAAUCAAGAGGAUAGUGGAUAGGUUUUCACAUUAACGGGUGAGCAGCCAUUUGAAGGGAUGGGGGUGUACAAUUUAAUGGAUGCAGGAGCUGAUGUAUACAGGGCUGAUUGCGAAUGCAGGGUAUACCCAAGGCAGGCCUGAGGGGGCACUGCAUGUUACUUGCUAGUACACAUCACACUGGGGUUUUCAGGCCACCUGCUGCAUACUCCUGUGACUCUCAGCCCGAAGGCUACGGUGGUAAGGCAGCAGUUCGUGAUAAUCCGGGAGGAUGUCUCUGACAGAAACGGUGGCUAAUGUGGCCCUGCGGCUCCCCACCCUCGUGGUGCUCAACUUGCUGUACAAGUGGGAUGUUGGUCUCUUUGCCGAGCAGAUCCGAGCCAGGAACGAGGAGAUGCUGAUCAAGUACAAGUAUGUCCUGUGGAAUGUCUACUACCUGGGUCACUUCCUUAGCGUGGUGGUUCUUGUGCUACCUCUCCAGCACCUGGUGAAGUUUUACCUCUACCUGCUGACCGCUUUACUUCUGUACGUCGGACACCGGACCUGCAGGGACUAUGUUCUCCGAGAGAUCGAGUCCGGGUACGACGGAGCGGUAUUCCUGGACCUGGCUGCCCUCCAGCGCUUUGUCAGUACACUAACAGGUCAACUCUUGAUCUCCUCAUUCUGUUCUUACUUCAUGAAGUCCAAGCCAUUCUGGUUGUUCAGUGCUCAUCUGCUCCCCCUACUGGCCCGACUUUGCAUGAUGCCCCUCAAUGUCCUUCUGUUCCUCAACAAGUUGACUGUGGCCCUCACCACCUUUGAGGUCAUUUACUUCUUGCUAUGCAACAUGUUUGUGCCCUACUACCUGGCCAAGUCAGCUUACCGAGAAAUUGUGCAGGGGAGCGAGCUGUAUGGGAUGCUGGGCCUUGGAAUAAUGCUGUGGAACCAGUUUGCUGUGCCUGUCCUCUUCACCGUCUUCUGGUUGGUGCUGUUUGCCGCCGAGAUCUAUUUCUACCUCAGCUCACAGAGCCAGACAGCUGCUUCCAAUGAGGGCCUCAUCUUUGUCUUCCUCACCAGUGUGGCCAGUUGCUGCGUGACACCGUACUCCAUAAUUGGCCUUACGUUUGCUGUCUCCCGCCUAUCACUCGGCCUGCUGGCUCUCUGCAAGAUUUACCUCCAGGGCUACUCAGGCUUUCGUAAUGGCAACCUGAUGCACAGAGGCGUGACGGAGGGCGUGACAUUCCUGCUGUUGGCCCUGCAGACGGAUCUGAUCGACCUGCACGUCCUGCAACGCACCUUCCUCCUCAGCAUCAUACUCUUCAUCAUUGUCGCCUCAAUCCUGCAGUCCAUGUUGGAGAUCACAGACCCCAUUGUCCUGGCACUCGGAGCCUCCAGGAACAGGAGUUUGUGGAAACACUUCCGAGCAGUCACCAUGUGUCUUUUCCUGCUGGUCUUCCCAAGCUUCAUGGCCUACAAGAUCUCACAGUUCUUUGAGAUGGACUUCUGGCUGCUCAUCAUCGUCUCUAGCAGCGCCCUAACUUCCCUGCAGGUAACGGGGACCCUCUUCAUCUAUGGGCUGUUCCUGGUGGAGCACCUGCGGCGAGACCCCAUUGAGGACCUGGAGGACGUGAUCUACUACGUGAACAGUGGGUGCCGGGUGCUGGAGUUCCUGGUGGCCGUCUGCGUGGUGGCGUACGGCGGCCUGGAGUCGGUGCUGGGCGAGUGGAGCUGGAUGGGGGCCUCGGUCAUCAUCGUCCAUUCCUACUUCAAUGUAUGGCUGCGGGCGAGGGCUGGCUGGAACAGCUUCCUCCUCCGCCGGGAGGCUGCCAGGAAGAUCAGCGCCCUGCCCCACGCCACUGCCCAGCAGCUCCAGGACUAUGGCGAUGUCUGCGCCAUCUGCUACCAGGUGAUGAGGAUGGCUGUCAUCACUCUGUGUGGCCACUAUUACCACUCCUCCUGCCUCCGCCGCUGGCUGUACGUGCAGAAAACCUGCCCCAUGUGCCACCAGCUCAUAAAGCCGUCCUCCCCUCUGCAGGAGCCUCCUCCGCCGGCCGGGGACGACCAUCAGGACGGCGGGAUCCCAGCUGCAGCGGACAGUUCCGGCUCAGCAAACCCCGAGGGGUCAGGCGUUCAGGUGGAGGUCCCUGUUUUCAAGGCCGGUUCUUCUACCUGGAGCACUGAAGGCGGAGAGAGUUCCCAGCUGGAUCAGGGGGACGGAGAGGCUCCAGUGUCUGAGACGGUACAGACCCCUGAGCCGUGCAUGGACGAGUCGGAGAGAAUCGAGUCUCCAGGAGGCGGGGACUGGGUGGAGAGGGAGAGCCCAGACAUCGAGACGGCUCCACGUGGCGAGUUGGACCUCCAGCCUGGCCCUCAAGGAGGGAAUGUUGUGGACAGCCUGGGCGGUGGACUGCUGGUCACAAGCUUGGAUUCAGAACACCCAGCAGACUCGGCAGGGACACUGACGGAGAACGUGGAACUUUCACCGUUCUCCCACGCGAGCAGCGACUCAGGAAAAGGACUCAGCUCACGGGUUGAGGAGGGAAGAGUUCGCGUGGAGCGCAACACAAAUAGGGAAACAAAUUAUGAACUUUUAUAAGCUGUAUGGCUGAGAAAACACAAAUUGCCUUAUGUUGACAAUCAGGGUUGCGAGGUCAGUCUAAUUAAAAAAACAAAAUGUGGUUUAAUUCUGAUCUUUUAAUUAGCUUGCCACUUGUUGAGCAGGGGUAGAGGGUUCUUUUUGGCACAGACUGCCACUGACGGCAGGUGAGCAGAGAGGGACACGAGCCAAGUCUGUGUAGUCUCCAAGUACAUUGGUUCACACCCAGUAGUUUAGUAAUGCUGGAGGAGCUGAGCAAGUUGGGCAGAAUCUGUGAAGGAGAAUAAACAGCCGACAUUUCAAGUGGAGUCUCUUUUGUCCACUCGUCUGAGGUGGUCUCUAAUUUUAAUUUGGGUCUCCUUGCUCUUUAUACAGGGCAGCAGUUGAUACUUGAGUCUUAGUUCAUAACUCAAAGAACCAAAAUUUACUGAGGGUCAAUAAAAUUAAAGCCUAAAUGGUCAACAGUUCAGCUCUAGAUAAUGUUCGCUAAGGGCAGAGCAUUAAAGGCUAUCUUUAUUUGUUACAUGUACAUCAAAACAUACAGUGAGUUGUGUCGUUCUGUGUCAAUGGCCAACACAAUCGGAGGAUGUUCCCACAAUCAAUGAUCUCACUUUAAGGGCUCUAUCUCAUUAUCUCAUGUCCUUGGUAUUUAUUACUACUGUAUUUAUUUAUAUUUGCAUUUGCACAGUUUGUCAUCUGCAUUCUGAUCUCUCCUUGAUCCUAUUAUAGUUACUAUUCUAUAGGUUUGCUGAGUUGCCCACAAGAAAAUCAAUAUCAGGGUUAUAUAUGGUGACGUAUAUGUACUUGGAUAAUAAAAUUUACUUUGAACUUUGGAUGUACUGUGGGUAUCUUGGAAAUGUUGUUAACUUGUUUACCCCAGCCUAUGAGUCUCUGAAAUGUGGGAGGAAACCAGAGCACAUGGAAGAAACCCUGGUGGUCAUGGGGAGAAUGUACAAACUCCUUAAAUACAGCAGCGGGAAUUGAACUCCGGUCGGUGGUACUAUGAAGAGUUAUGCUAACUGCUACCCUCGUCUUUGCAGCAUCUUACUGCCAUUUCUACUCUUGCCACUAGAUGGUGGUAUUGAUCACGGUUUUGGAUUCAGCAUUAGGUUGUCGUAUGAUAGACUCAUCAAAAUUCAAAAUAAAUUCAUUAUCAAAGUAUAUACAUGUCACCAUAUACGACCCUGAGGUUCAUUUUCUUUGGGGCAUUCACAGUGGAUACAAAGAACAGAAUCAAUGAAAAACUACACAGAGAACCAAUAUAUUAAGUCAAAUUUUAUGACUAUAAAAUAAAUAUAUAAGUAAUAAUAUUGAGAAUGAGUUGUAGAGUCUUUGAAAGUGAGUCCUGUGGUUGUGGAAUCAGUUGAGUGUUGGUGAGUGAAGUUAUCCACGCUGGUUCAGGAGGCUCCUGUACUUCCUUCCUAAUCGUAGCAGCGAGAAGAGAGCAUAGCCUGGAUGAUGGGGGUCUUUGAUGAUGGGUGUUGUUUUCCUGCGACAGCAUUCCAUGUUGAUGUGUUCAAUGAUGGGAGAGGGCUUUAUCCAAGGUGGACUUUGCUGUAUCCACUACAUUGGGUAGGCUUUUCUAUUCUUGGGCAUUGGUGUUUUAAUAUCAGGCCAUGAUGCAUCCAGUUAACACACUCUCCACUAUGCAUCUAAAUAAGUUUGUCAAGGUUGUAAAUGAGAUGCUAAAACUGUGCAAACUUUUAAGAAAGCAGAAGCACUUCAGCGUCUUCUUUGUGAUGGCGCUUGCAUGCUGGUCCAAAAUAACGAUGGCAAGGAAUUUAAAGUUGCUGACCCUCUCUACCUCUGAUUCCUCUGAUGAGAACUGGCUCAUGGACCUCUGGCUUCCUCCUCCUGUAAUCAAUAAUCAGCAUUUUGGUUUUGCUGAUGUUGAGUGAGAGGUUGUUGUACAAUCCCACCAGAUUUUCAAUCCCUCACCUGGGCCAAAGAAGUUCAAUUCUGCAAAUACAAAAAAAAAAGUGAGUAUUAAACAAUAUUGAGAAUGAGUUAUAGAGUCUUUGAAA